Messenger RNA from Penicillium samsonianum, 1368 nucleotides. Its product is annotated as putative Gamma-butyrobetaine hydroxylase subfamily. Gene Ontology annotation, cellular component: mitochondrion. The transcript is spliced from 3 exons. Gene Ontology annotation, molecular function: oxidoreductase activity. The coding region runs from base 1 to 1368 and encodes 455 amino acids. Lineage: Eukaryota; Fungi; Ascomycota; Eurotiomycetes; Eurotiales; Aspergillaceae. Gene Ontology annotation, biological process: carnitine biosynthetic process. The record is from RefSeq and is a predicted model, not a curated record.
AUGUAUCAUUUCCGAACUUCAGCUACCCUCUGGCAAUUGCCACGACUCUUGUCAUACUCUAUCCCGCGGCGUAACUUGACGUCCGCCCCUAGUAGGUUUAACAGCCAUGUAGAGCCAGACUCUCACGACAAAUUGGAACCUGUUGCCCCAAGAAUCGACCAUCCACUGCCUAUACCAAAAGAAUCCAGCAAUUCCAAGGGCGAUGUGCAAAAUUCUACUCCUGACGUGGUUAGAAGAAAAGCCCGUGCGGAUGGCAUCCUAAAAGUGGGCAAAAAAGACUCGAUCUGGGCUGGAAAAGAGGAAUUGUACUUGCAUAUGGACAAAAGCAAAACGAUCAAACUGCCAUAUACUUACCUGCGCGAUUCAUGCCAGUGUGUAGUGUGCAAGGAUCAACACUCGAAGCAGCGCUCGUUCCGCACAAGUGACAUCCCCAAGGACAUUGCCCCAAGCUGGGUUAAUUGGGAUGGAAAAAAGCUUUCAAUUAGGUGGGCUAACGACAUUGGGGGGUCUGAGACUGCGCAUGAAUCAACCUGGGAUCGUGAUUUUCUAAAAAGCCCCAUUUUCAACACUCAUCGUCAGCAUUGGAGCGCGAACUGCAACCCAAUCCUGUGGGGACGGGCUCAAAUGGACAAAAGGCAACAUUGGGUGUCUUACCCGGACUAUGUCGACGAUAAUUCCAAAUUUGCCACAGCAAUGCAACAGUUACAGCGUCUGGGCCUUAUUUUUGUAAAGGGAGUUCCAGACUCACGAUCGAUGGUUGAAGCUAUUGCAACCCGCAUGGGACCACUACGAAACACCUUUUACGGAUCAACAUUCGACGUGCGCACUGUUCCACAGGCAACAAAUGUCGCAUAUACGAACCAGUUCCUUGGGUUUCACAUGGAUUUGAUGUAUAUGAACGAGCCACCGGGAUACCAGCUCCUCCACUGCCUGGAGAACUCGUGUUCGGGGGCGAAAGAGUAUAAAGUGCUUCGCGAGCAGCGGCUGGGAUACGAGCGAGCUGCGCCAUGUCAAUUAUUCACCCCCUUUCAAUCUCCCAUCCCACCACGCGAUGGGAAAGGCCAUGAUGCUGCGCCUGUGAACAAGCUACGAGACGCCCUGGCGAAGUUCACUUCAAUGAUUGAUAAUCAAAAGCACAUCUUUGAGCUCAAGCUCAACCCAGGUGAUUGCGUCAUCUUUGAUAACAGGCGAAUCGUUCAUGCCCGCCGCCAAUUUAAUGCCAGCGUGGGAUCUCGCUGGUUAGCAGGCGCAUAUGUCGAUACGGAUGCUCUGCUAUCCCGCUUUGCUGUCUGUAAGCAUCAGCAUCCAUAUGUUUGGACGAAAAAGGCCGAGAGGGACCUGGCGGCCAACAACGGAGACAAUAACUAG